Molecule: messenger RNA, 1879 nt
Organism: Stegastes partitus (bicolor damselfish)
Lineage: Eukaryota; Metazoa; Chordata; Actinopteri; Pomacentridae
Gene: edn3b
Product: endothelin 3b
Exons: 5
Coding region: 318-908 (196 amino acids)
Biological process (GO): regulation of systemic arterial blood pressure by endothelin; regulation of vasoconstriction; intracellular calcium ion homeostasis
Cellular component (GO): extracellular region
Molecular function (GO): hormone activity; endothelin B receptor binding
Source: RefSeq, a predicted model, not a curated record
CUUCUAGAAGGCAAAGUGACUUUUUAGGGAUCAUCUCUCCUCUCUUUGCUUCCAAGGUCACAUUUUUCUUUGCAUCAAGGAGCCUAAAGUUUUACUCUCACUUCAACGUGUAAGUUCCAGUUUAGGAUUGUUUUUUUUUUUCCUUUUCUUGACUUGGACAUGAAAGAAACAGAAGGAAAAAUAUCAUCUGAUUCGUUUUUUCAUGCCUGGACCAUGUGAGCUGCACAUCUGCCAAAGUUGAUGGAUUUUUAUUCGAUGAUGGUGGGAGAUUGAUCUGCAUCUUUACCGGGCUAUGAUUCGUUUUGGGAAUAUCUGACAUGGCAAACAUACUGUGCAUCCUCGCAGGAAUCAUGCUGUUCAAAAUACUGACACUAAUCCUCCUGCAAGGUGUCUUGACGUCCCAUGCCUUGGUCAAAUCUGACAUCAGCUCUGGAGAUGUCACAGAUUCCAAGGAUUUUGUCUCGGCGAGUUCACAGCUGUCUCAAACCGCAAAGUCCAGACAAAAGCGCUGCACCUGUUAUUCCUACAAGGAUAAGGAGUGCGUAUACUACUGCCACUUGGAUAUCAUCUGGAUCAACACUCCCGAGCGCACUGUGCCCUAUGGAAUGUCGAGUUACAGAGGACCUCAGCGGAGCAGACGUGCUGUUGAUGGACAGCCGUCUGAACGCGAGUCGGCUAAGACGCCUCGCUGCGUCUGUGCCGUGAUUGCAGACUCCAAAUGCCACAAUUUUUGUCUCUCAAGUGACCCCCCGGUCUACGGGGAUAAGUGGACCGAAAACAUGGCAGGAAAAUGUUCCCGACAGCAUAACAGAGCUACUGUUUCCCUUCACUGUAGAGAACAACAGCCUCUUACAGGGUCCGUCAAUCAAGAGUCUCCACAGGAACCCCAGCCUCGGAUGACAGUUUGACUCCUCUCCAUCGUCUGUUCUGGUUCUUGGGUGAAUGGACCCUUCCCUCCUCUUUGGCCCCCUUUCGCUCUCCGUUUGGCAUCUUGCCUCCCCAGAUACAUACAGUCAAGAAAAGAACUUUGGAGCCAAACGCUGCCGACAUUCCUCUGCAUCACAGGUCUUGGAGCAAGUUCCAUCAGGCAAAGUGGUUUCAAGAGCUCUUCAGAAAAUUUGAUACAGAUCCCUGGAGGCUAUCCCCCUCUUAUUCCCUCCUGUGAGGAGCAUUUGUCAAAGCUGAUCAAACCAACCCUUUGUAUUCUUUCCUGAUGUUGUGGACCAUACUUGAAUCAAUCUUUCAAACCAAUAAGAUAAGCUUGUAUCAAAUUAUUAAGAACAACAAAGAUGGAAAAUGAGAGAAAGCAAAAAGUGCUGGGAGGAGCCAUGGAAAAUGGGAGCAAGGCACGAUCUUGUGAUAGCUUGCCAUUAAAAAUACUCGAUCCCACAAACAGCUUUUGGCCACUUGCGUUAUGGGGGAUAAACUGAGCUUUAGUUCGUGCAAUUAUUUACAGACGCAUUCAAUUUGCAUAUCGAGUUCAUGUUAGGUCUUUCAGCCGUAAACAUUUUAAUUGUAAUAACACUGACCCCGUGCAUCCUUUGCGACAGCUUUAACUGAUGUAAUUAACGGUUUUGAGCGGUGGAUUGCAUAAAUGUUAACGGGUAAGGGUGGCGACAUUCUUUACUUUUCCAAAGACCAAACACAAACAAUGAAUUGUUAUUAACUGGUUUUGAUUGUCAAGUCUAAACUUGAACCUCCCUUCAGGCACAGAGCUCCAUUGUUAUAUAAUACUAACAACAACAACAACAACAACAAUAAUAAUAAUAAUAAUAACAAAAUUGGCAAAUUAAUGAGCCACAUUAUUGCAAUAGGUGAUAUGUUCCAUCAUCGUGUCAUGAACAUGGGCACUGUAGUUUUUUUUUAAGGGGGGGAUGGA